GUCUCGAAACGCGCUGCACGAAGGCUACGCCCCUUACACUUAAAGCGGGGUAGUCAGCGGCACAUAAAUGAACGGCGCUUCAAUUUACAGAGAGUACUUCUCCAGAGGCUGAGGUUCUGAAGGCGCACACUCAGUAAACUCACGGUUGCGCGAUGAAGUCGUGGUUGCUCGUGUGCGUCGGGGUGCUCGUGGUCGCCUCGCUUGUUUUUUGCCAAGACGAAGAAACAGCUGCAGCGGACCUCCAGGCUGAGCUGAACGAAGGUCCUUCUAUGUCGCGGGUUCGACGCGGUGGCGGCGGUGGUGGAGGCGGUGGCAAGGGAAAAGGCAAGGGCAAAGGCAAAGGCGGCGAGAAGUCCAAAGGAAAAAGCGGCGGAGGAGGAGGCGACGACAGCGAAUGAUUAUCGACGACUGGCUAAACUCAAAGCAGAUGCCCGGCGACAAUCUGUACGCGACAAAACUAAGUUCAGCACUGUGGGACAGGAAUACCUGUCCUUGAGCAAAUAAAGGCUCGACUGAACGGGACAAACAC
Messenger RNA from Rhipicephalus sanguineus (brown dog tick), 529 nucleotides. RefSeq lists its product as uncharacterized. The record is from RefSeq and is a predicted model, not a curated record. Bases 153 to 398 code for a protein of 81 amino acids. The transcript has 2 exons. Lineage: Eukaryota; Metazoa; Arthropoda; Arachnida; Ixodida; Ixodidae.